Penicillium verhagenii is the source of this 1509-nucleotide messenger RNA. RefSeq lists its product as uncharacterized. Gene Ontology annotation, molecular function: dipeptide transmembrane transporter activity; allantoate transmembrane transporter activity. The transcript is spliced from 4 exons. Gene Ontology annotation, cellular component: plasma membrane. Gene Ontology annotation, biological process: dipeptide transport; allantoate transport; transmembrane transport. The record is from RefSeq and is a predicted model, not a curated record. The coding region runs from base 1 to 1509 and encodes 502 amino acids. NCBI's taxonomy places the organism in Eukaryota, Fungi, Ascomycota, Eurotiomycetes, Eurotiales, Aspergillaceae.
AUGGAAAAACCGCAACCGCCUGGUGCGGUCGAUCUCGACAUGUUGAAAGUCCAAACCAAUCCUGCGGCUAAAGAUGUGGACUUUGGGGAAGUGCUAGAAACACAUGCGACUCCUGAGAUGGAACGAAAAGUGCUUUGGAAGCUCGACCUUUAUCUUAUUCCGCUUAUGGGCUUCUGUUACAUGUUACAGUAUAUGGACAAGUUGGCGCUAAGCCAAGCGACAUUAUUUGGAUUAACAGAAGACUUGCAUUUUAAGGGCACGGAAUAUAAUUGGACAUCCGCCGUCUUCUAUUUCGGAUAUCUGGUGUGGAGUUGGCCCAGCUCCUACCUCAUCGUUCGACUCCCCCUUGGAAAAUACCUCAGUGUGGCCGUGUUCAUAUGGGGUGGAGUUCUGAUGUGCCAUGCUGCUUGUACCUCAUUCAGCGGGUUAAUGGCAGCAAGAUUCUUCUUAGGAGUCGGAGAAGCUUCGAUCGCUCCUGGAUUUGCCAUGAUCACAGGAAUGUUUUACAAGAGAGAAGAACAGCCCGCUAGACAAGCAGCGUGGUUCAUUGGAAACUCCAUUGCAUCCAUAAUUGGUGGUCUGGUCGCGUACGGAAUUGGUCUUAUCAAGAACAACACGGUCAAUAACUGGCAAUUGCUCUUUCUUAUCCUGGGUGCUGUCACGGCUGCAUAUGGAUUUGUCCUUGCAGCCUUCUUGCCGGACUCCCCGGCGAAGGUGAUUUUCUUCAAUCAAACCGAGAAAGCCAUUGCCCUACAGCGAACUCUGCAGAAUAAGACUGGUGUUAUGGACGUGGGCAAAUUCCGUUGGAACCAGGUUCUGAUGGCGAUCAAAGAUCCGCAAACCUGGUGUCUCGUGCUGUAUACCCUUUGCGUCAAUCUCUGCAACGGUGGCAUCACUAGCUUCUCAUCGAUCAUUAUAGCUGGAUUUGGUUUCUCCAACCUCAAAGCUCUGAUUAUGCAGAUGCCUAUCGGAGCGGCACAGCUCGUUUUUCUCCUGUUGACCUCGGGCUUUGCCACCUUUGUGCGCUCCGCUCGAAUUCCUAUGAUGAUGCUGAACUGCUCAGUGUCUGUCAUUGGCAUGGCUCUCAUCUGGAAGUUGGAUGAUGACAACCGUGCUGGACGGUUGACUGGUCUCUGUUUAGGAGCGGUAUUUGCAGCCAACAUUCCUUUGUCACUCAGUCUCAUCAGUUCGAACGUGGCUGGGUUUACCAAGAAGAGUACCGUCAGCGCUAUGAUGUUUGUGGCAUACUGUGUUGGAAAUAUUGUCGGGCCUCAGUUUUUCAUUCCCUCUGAGAAGCCUGCGUAUCCAAUGGGUAUCAAGGCAGCCAUGUCAGGCUUGGUUUUGGGAAUUUUCUUUUUGAUCUGCUUGUAUGUGUACUAUGUUUUGGAGAACCGCCGGCGUGAUCGCCUUUACGGAUCGCCAAGACAAUUGACAGAGGCCGAGGAGUUACAGGAUGAGUUCUCCAACAAAACAGAUCACGAGAUAGAGAGCUUCCGAUAUGUUCUCUAG